AUGUCACGUGAAUAUUCGCGUAAGACUUUUUACGGUCGCGAGCGGGAUAGAGAUCGCGAUUGGGGUAGAAAUGACUAUCACUAUGAGAAACGCCGCUCGCGUUCAAGAAAGCGAAGCCGCAGCCCUCCUAGAGAUCACGAUAAACGAAGAAGUCGUACACCAAGGAAGAUCGAUAAAGAUCUCCUGGAUGAGAAUAUUCUAAGUGAGAUUUCUAAGUUGCCGGAACCGAGCGAAUUGUGGGAUAAUCAAACGCAAGACGGCGGGUACACCGGCCCUCCGCCCCCGACGUUUUCGCAAGAAGGAAAUAACUACGGCAGCAACUACCAGUCCUCAUAUUCUGGAAUAUAUGAUGAUUUCCCAUCUGUAAAUUCGAUGCCAGCGGCACCCCAUCCUCCAGAAAUGUCAUCCUGGAAUCAAAUGUCAUUACCACCUGCGCCCGCCCCUCCAGUCUAUAACAUUGAGGAUCAGAUUAAAAAAGAAGCGGCAAUAGAAUCCGAAAUGCGUCAUCAGAAAGCAGCAUUGUCGAAACAACGCGAAGAUUAUAUAAAGAAAGCGGGCAUACUUAAGAAAGAACUGGAAACAUUGAAGGACCAACGCAAUGAACUCCGAGGGGACUCUAAAAGAUCACCGAGCCCCGACACCAAAAGAUUCCUUAAAGAGAACACUAAGUUGCAGUUGGAGAUACAGAACAAACUGAAGACGAUCAACAACGUCGUCGAUAUGUUGAAUGGUAUUAUAGGAGAGGAUGCUCAGGAGUUAAUCGAAACGGACGACUCGGAUGAAAAAGGUUCCAAGCGUAAAUCAAGGUCCCCGUCGAGUAACAAGUUCAACUAUGUGUACUACGACCCCGAGAUGCACUGGUGUCGAGUUUGCAACGAGUUUCCACCCACAGCUAAGGAAUAUCUGAACCAUCUGCACUCGCCUGCCCAUCACAAGGCGGCGGCGGCGCACCUGGAGGCGCCGUGGCACGCGCUGGCGGGCCACGAGGGCUUCCCCAGCCUGCCCAACGCGCCCGCCAAGCGCACGCCCAUCCGGGGUCUGCAGUUCUUCGUGCCGUCCACAGCGUGGUACUGCAAGCUGUGUGACCAGUUCAUCGGAGACCUGCACUGUGCCUCCGCACACCUCAAGUCUAUCGUGCACUCCAAGAACUAUACCAACUUCGUCGAGCAGAACCCGCACUGGGAGACAGACUGGAUGUCGGAUCGUCAAAAGGCGUUCGAAAAGGCGCGUGGUAAAAAGGCGGUUGUUAGGGAGGAGGAGAAGCCCUCAUACGCGAACAGUACUAUAACAUUUAGCGAAGACGGAAUCACGACACGGGCCGUAUCACCGCGUAAGAAGAAAAAGCGCCGCCGCUCGACUUCCUCCUCAUCCUCAGACAGUGAGCCGCGAAAGAAGAAGAAAAGUAAGAAAUCCAAGUCUAAGUAUGGUUCUGAUGAAAGGCUGACUGAGUGGAUGUCUUCAAUACAAGUUGAUCGCCUCAACGAAAAUGACCGGAAACUACUUGAUAAAAUCAAGACAAGAAUCACUCUAGACAAGCUACAGAGCGGUCGAACCGAACGGUCAGAGAGACAGCGAUCUGAACGCUCCGAACAGCGAGAAUUAAGUCGCGAACGGGAGAAAGAGCGACGUGAGUCUCGCGCUCGAGAGGACAGAGAGAGGGAGAGGCGGGAGGACGCGCGGAGGAGAGAGGAGAGGAGAGAGGAACGGAGAGAAGAGCGGGAGGACAGGGGGGAGAGGCGCAGGGAGCCCUCGCACCAAGAGACUAAGAAACCGGACAUCCGCAAGAUGCCCUUCAUCGGUAAAAUGCCCGUUUACAAAAACUUAAGCAAGAACUCGAAGUUAGAUGAUCUAAAAAAGGACGACCAGAAGAAGAAAGAAGACGAGGAGAUAAACAAGAAGAGGCGAGAGGAGAUGGAUGUGGAAAUACAGAAAAAGACAGUAGACAACGAAAUGUACACGUGCGACGUGUUCGCUGAACGGCGACAAGGGCGCGGUGCAAGUGUAAUGUGUGCGGUGCAGGUGGCGGAGUUCAAGCAGAAGAUCGCGAAGGCGCAGCUGGAGCGCGAGCAGGAGCUGCUGCUGCCCGCGCUGCCGCUGCCGCGCGCCUUCCUGCCGCACCCGCCCCUCGCGCCCCACCCGCCCCACCAGACGACCCACCAGCAGCCCCACCAGGCCCCGCCCCUCGCGCCCCAGCCGCCGCCGCCAGCAACCACUGCACCACCACCCACCUUGCCCAAGGAUUUCCAGGAUGCUUUAGACAUUAUCUUUCCAUCUGCUGAGAAAACGGCUGAAAUGGCAGCCCAGCAAGAAUUAUUUCAGGGUAUACCUGGCCUACCACCUCCAGGAUUCCCCGUCGGAUUGGGGGGUGUUAUGCCUUCCUUUCCCCAACUCAGUAUUCUGGGUCAACCACCCCCUCACAUGAUGAUGGGAUUCGAUAUGAACCCUCAACUAUUUCAGCACCCACAACUAUACGACACGCACGUACCAAUAGUUCCCGGACAGAAGCAGAGGCAGAAUAAAAAUAGACGGAACCAAAAGAAUGGCCCAGAUAAGAGAAACAAAAACAAAGAGGAGUUAGACGACCUAGCCAUGCUUGGGAUAGACGCUGAUGAUGUAGGAGCUGGGAUGUAAUCUAGGACGAGCAAGGAAAAUCCAUAAUUUUGUAAUAUCUAUAAAAAGUAAUACCAAUAAUAAAACAGAUUAUUAUUAUACAGACAGGUACAAUUUUACAUGUAUAAGAAAUACAGACGGAAUAUAUUUUACAUAACUGAGACAACUGAAACUAGCUCAGUUAUUUGCUUGCUCAGGGUCUUGGAAGGUACUGGCUUACGGCCAGUCCUUAAGAUACUAUGUAAAUAUAUAUUUAUAUGUAUUAAUGCUGGUCAAAUGCCUUCUCUCCUGCACAGAAGAAAGUUUAGGGCGUAACUGGGUACGCUUGCUCUACUGCGGGUAGUCGUAUAUUUUCGUAUACUAUUUAGUACAUAGUCUCGACAUUUUAUCUUGCUUUAUAUUGCAUCUAAAUCGAUUUUUAUUUUGAUAAUUUUGUUAUGAAAAACUUGACGAUGACUUAAGAUGUAUGACAAUAGAUUGUUAAUAUGUUUCCAACUAAUAAGCUCUUUUCCCGAUUUAACAAUAAAGAAUAUCAUUGAGUUUUAUUCCGCCAAAGUUUCUACUAUGAAGUAUCGGUUAUUUGUUUGUUGUGUUUUUUCUUUAGAUUGUAGUUUAGUGGGAUUAGUACUUAUAGUUGGUUGGGUAACACGGGAGAGUAAAAACUUGUUAGAAUAAUUAAAAUUCAUAAUAUUCAAA
Messenger RNA from Melitaea cinxia (Glanville fritillary), 3306 nucleotides. RefSeq names its product zinc finger matrin-type protein CG9776. The coding region runs from base 1 to 2631 and encodes 876 amino acids. Gene Ontology annotation, cellular component: nucleoplasm. NCBI's taxonomy places the organism in Eukaryota, Metazoa, Arthropoda, Insecta, Lepidoptera, Nymphalidae. The transcript is spliced from 17 exons. The record is from RefSeq and is a predicted model, not a curated record. Gene Ontology annotation, molecular function: zinc ion binding; nucleic acid binding. Gene Ontology annotation, biological process: positive regulation of DNA-templated transcription; negative regulation of DNA-templated transcription.